Molecule: messenger RNA, 4515 nt
Organism: Labrus bergylta (ballan wrasse)
Lineage: Eukaryota; Metazoa; Chordata; Actinopteri; Labriformes; Labridae
Gene: mocos
Product: molybdenum cofactor sulfurase
Biological process (GO): Mo-molybdopterin cofactor biosynthetic process
Molecular function (GO): pyridoxal phosphate binding; molybdenum ion binding; molybdenum cofactor sulfurtransferase activity
Source: RefSeq, a predicted model, not a curated record
UCGAUUGGACUCAUUUUCUGCCUAUGUCACAGACGGGUCAGGGUUCGUCCAGUAAUAUUUACAGUCUAUGGUCAUGUCUGUGUAACAGUCCUCCCAGUAUAUGAGCAGAGUCCUGCCCAGCGGACUUAGACCCUGAAUAAUAAUGUCAACAUGACUCAGAAGUAGCUAACAGCAGCCCUGUCCUGUGCUCUGUGCCUCUGGAAAGCGGAAAGUGAUCGAUGGAUUUUCAAAAACUUUGCACUUUUGAAACUUUUAAACAUGUCUGGAAACAUUACAGUUAUGGGGAUAACUUUGCUGAUAUGAUUGAGCAGGAGUUCAAACGGACAAAAGGAAUCACAUAUCUGGAUCAUGCAGCAACUACUCUGUACCCCGAGUCUCUGAUCAGGGACUACUCCCAGGACAUCUCCAGGAAUGUGUACGGAAACCCUCACAGCCAUAGUCCCAGCAGUAGAUUGACACAUGACACCAUUGAGAGGGUCAGAUACAGGGUAUUGCAGCACUUUAACGUGACCCCUGAGGAGUACUCUGUGAUUUUUACUUCGGGUUGUACAGCAGCUCUCAAAUUAGUGGCUGAGAGCUUCCCCUGGAGGCCACAGACUGAGGGUGAAGCAGGGAGUCACUUCUGCUACCUCACUGACAGCCAUACCUCCGUAGUUGGCAUUAGAGGACUGACUUCUGGGCGGGGGGUUGUUGCCAUGCCUGUCUCGCCCCAGGAAGUGGAAAACAGAGCGAAGGCUGCAGCUCAAGGUGAAGAUGUAGUUUGCCAGACCCCGCACCUCUUCUGUUACCCGGCACAGAGCAACUUCUCCGGGCGGAAGUAUCCCCUGAGCCAUGUGAAAGGCAUCCAGUCGAGACGCCUUUACCCAGCAUGUGACCACCAAGGCCGCUGGUUUGUGCUGCUCGAUGCUGCUUCUCUUGUCAGCUGUUCCCCUCUAAAUUUACAGGACUGCCCUGCUGAUUUCAUUCCCAUCUCCUUCUACAAGAUGUUUGGCUUCCCUACAGGUCUGGGGGCGCUUCUUGUCCACAACAACACAGCAGGCAUACUUAAAAAGACUUAUUUUGGAGGAGGCACAGCAGCAGCUUACCUUUCUGGAGAUGAUUAUUUUGUCCCUGCUUUAAACAUUUCUGACAGAUUUGAAGAUGGCACCGUCUCUUUCUUGGACAUUAUAGCUUUAAAUCACAGUUUGAAUGCUCUCCACAGGAUCACAGGGGGCAUGCACAACAUCCAGCAGCAUACAUUUGGCUUGGCACGGUACACUUACAUGCUGCUGUCAAGUCUUUGCCAUGGCAACGGAAGACCAGUGGCUCUGAUAUACACUGAAGGACAGUUUGAGAGUCCAAGCACACAGGGUGCAAUCCUCAACUUCAACCUUAUGGAUUCUCAUGGGCAGAUAAUUGGAUACUCUCAGGUGGACAGAAUGGCUAGUCUUUACAACAUUCAUGUGAGAACAGGCUGCUUCUGCAACACUGGGGCCUGUCACUUCUUCCUCGGGAUCACCAAUCAGCAGACGAGGAAAAACCUGCAGGCUGGCCACGUCUGCGGAGACCGCAUCGACCUGGUAGAUGGCCAGCCGACCGGAUCUGUACGAGUGUCUUUUGGCUACAUGUCAACAUUUGAAGACUGUCAGAAGUUCCUGAACUUUGUUGCUGAGUGUUUCAUAGAGAAACCAGUCACAGUGGACCAGGACAGACUAGAGAAGCUGAAAACAUUCACAGCAGCACCUCAGGGCUUAUGUGCACACCAUCAAAUUAAAAUCUCCAAUGGAGAAAAAUAUCAAAUGGAUGAGUGGGUGAAGCCUAUAGAGGUAUCACUAAGGGGAUUUGGCCGCAAAAACUCCAACAGCUACAGGGAGGCUCAUACUCUGACCAAUAUCUACAUCUAUCCCAUCAAAUCAUGUGGAGCAUACGAGGUCCACGACUGGCCAGUAGGACCGUUGGGUUUACUGUAUGACAGAGGCUGGAUGGUGGUGAAUGGAAACGGUGUGUGUCUGAGUCAGAAGAGAGAGCAGCGUUUAUGUCUCAUUCACCCACAAGUCCAGCUGCCCUCAAACAAAUUGCUCCUGCAAGCAUCAGGGAUGGAUACAAUUUCGGUUCCCCUGGAAAAAAACACUCAAAUGCGCACAAGCUAUCAAGUUUGUCAGAGUAAAGUUUGUGGUGACAGGGUGGAGACUGUCGACUGUGGGGAUGAGGCUGCAUCGUGGCUUUCAGACUUCCUUGGACAGCCAUGCCGUCUGAUAAGACUUAGUCCUGAUUUUACCCGAGAAAUGAAGAAGAGGCCGAGUGGAGCAGCGUGUUGUUGUCAGUAACACCGCUGGUCGGUAGACGAACUGCACCAGUAACAUGUUGCUCGCUGUCGCUGGUGAGUUACUACGAGUGGGAUGAGAAUCCUGACCAUCAGCCGGGACACAUAGGAGACUCACACGAUUUACUGGUGUCCUGUUUACAGAGGAGGUAAGUGAAGUUACACUUUUGUACGUUUAUAGUUUGAGACUAGACUAUAUUUGACCCUCAAGUGCUGACACUAAACACUCAGGAAAGGAGAUCAGGAAGACGAUAGUUUCACAACUGUUUUUAUAUGAUUCAUAAAGCCUAACAGCUUUCUACCUAGCACAACUUUGAACAAAUUGUCUUUUCAUGACAUGUUGACUGCAUGUAACUUGUAGUACAUUGACUGCUGACUGUGUUAGCUAAUGUUAGCUGACCAGCUACAGCUAUAUCAAUAACUAAGCUUUUCACAGAUGCUCAGAAAUGUAAGCAUAGUUUUCUGUGCAUUAGACUUAUAAGUACAGCUUAUUUUGCUGAGUCUUUGCACAUUUUUUUGUGGAGUAACAUUACAUCUGUAAAGGUGACAAGCGCAAUAACAUCAAAACUACGAUUUCCAAAAUAUUCUAUCAAAACCUAAUGAAUCAAAUUAAGUUCAGUUUUGCUCAUUUUCAGGUACCGUUAUUGUAUUCAAUUGGUGUUUAGGCUUUACGUUGAGACAAGAAAAAUGUUACCUUGCAGUAUAAUUACAGCUUGCCAUGGUUUAUUACUCUGUUUGUUUUAAAUUACAGUGUCUCAAAUAGGACAUUUUGCACAAAGAAACAUAGACAUGUCAUGCAUUUGAUUUCUUUUCUCAGGACUCCUGCUGUGAGGAAUUUGCAGCUCCUGAGGAGGAGAGCACUGAUGGUUACUCAAGAGGAGAGAGACAGAGGAAGAGAAGGAGCUGGAUCUGUCAGUGAAGAGGGCAGACAGAGUCUGUCCCACGGGGAGAGGGAUGAAGUGCUUCAGAUGGUUACUCGUCUGCCAGGGGUUUUUCUGGUUGUUAUGGACUAUCGGCGAGUGACACCAGGACCAACUGCACCACACUGGUCAGCCUGCGUGAUGCACAUGUAGAGUCAACUGGAAACCGGAUAGUGAUCCAGAGCGAAUGACAGAUAAAUACCCUGACCCUUUCAGAAACUAUGUUGGCUACAAAGAAGUCCGUUUUUAGAUUUGAUUAAAAACUAAUCACGACCUCAAAAACAUAAAAACAAUGCUAAAGCUCUAUGUGCCUUUGAAUGCUCCCUGUGGACAAAUACAGUUUUUGAAUUGAAAGUCUGCAUAGUAAAUAAUGCUCUUGUGAAUGUUCAUUUCCUCCUCAUGUGACAUGUUGUCUGAAGAAGGGCUUGGGUCCUACACGCCCAUGUGUGGGUAAUAAAUAUUCACAGGAGGAACAUCUACUGUGUAUAUUUUCACUUGUUUCUGCCUAGCAAAUAGUGUGUACUUUUCUUUUUUUUAAUGUAUGAGUGCAGCUACAAAAUUCAGUUCACUACCUCAAAUGGUCUGAAGUAAUGUCGUACAUUUUCAAUAGAAAGAAAGCCAUCUCAGGGUCAGUUCUUAUCCUCACAGCAGAGCAAAGCUCCCUCAGUGACUCCAUGCUAAGCUACAGUUAGCUGCUGCUGCUUUUUGUAACAAGUGGAGUGAAAAGAGGAGGAAGUUAAGAAUGUGCAAGAGUGGCACUUCUGUGGUGCUUUCCCUGAAAAGUCCCAACUCCCUUUCAAUCAAACAACGGUUUUACACAGGCAACCGAGACAGGCAGUGAUUGCUCAUUUUUCACAUAAGUUUUCCGUAUGCUUAUUAAUUAGCAAUGUAAUACGUGUGAAAAGUCACACAGUGCAUCUUUAAAAUAACAAUAUUUAACCAUUGCUUGAUAAUAAUAUUAGAUUAAGAUUUUCUGAAUCAAACAACCAAACAGGGAUAGCUUGUACGCAACUGAUAAUAGUGACUCAAUGAGGAGAAUGUUUUGGUUGCUUGGCAACAUUCAUUGUGUAUUGCAAGCGGUCACUUCAGCGCUCAAAACGUGCUGGGAUACAUAGCGACACACACCAGGCGGGAGGGGCAACUUUUUAUCAUCUUUUCUUCCUUGUUGGGUUAUAAUCAUACAUUUAAAGUAAGCUGUGGUAUACUGUUAUACUGUUAAGUAAACACAACGUGUGGAGUGCUGUUAUUAAUAACAUGUAGUUUAUAAUAUUCAUUAAACAUAUUUGGAACAUU